UCACGAUCUUUCUCUCCCCUUCUUCUUCUUCUUGGGUUUUUCCUACCUUAAAUGGCGCCCACGCCCACGCCCACCCCCUCCUCCUCCUCCUCCAAGUCCAGUCAACCGCACACCGCCUCAAAGACCCCUCAGUCCAAGCACCGCCUCCACUUCAAUGGACCCAGAUCCGCGCACCCGUCCCCGCACCCCGGCUCGGCCCAGAAAGAGGCCCCGGCCGGGGAUCACCCCGUCGAGGUCGUCGGCCGGAUCCGGGACUGCCCGGAUCGCAAGGAGAGGCCCCCCUCCGUCCUGCAGGUCAACCAGGACGGGCGGACCGUCCGCGUCCGCGCGGAGUUCGGGUACCGCGACUUCAGCCUCGACGGGGUGUCCCUGUCCGAGGAGGAGGAUCUCGACUCGUUCUACAAGAAGUUCGUGGGGUCGAGGAUCGACGGGGUGAAGCUGGGGGCGAAGUGCACGAUAAUGAUGUACGGGCCCACGGGGUCGGGGAAGAGCCACACGAUGUUCGGGUGCUCGAAGCAGCCGGGGAUCGUGUACCGGUCGUUGAAGGACAUUUUGGGAGAGAAUGGGGAGGAAGGCGGGGCGAACGGAGGGCAAUUGGGGGUUGGAACUUUCGUGCAAGUUACUGUUUUGGAGAUCUAUAAUGAGGAGAUCUAUGAUCUGUUGUCGAGCAACGGAGGAGGGUUCGGGGUCGGGUGGCCCAAGGGUGGUUCGUCGAAGGUAAGACUCGAAGUGAUGGGGAAAAAGGCGAAAAAUGCAGCAUUUAUCUCGGGUAAUGAAGCUGGGAAGAUUUCAAGAGAGAUUCAGAAAGUGGAGAAGCGGAGGAUUGUUAAGAGCACGCUCUGCAAUGAGAGAAGUUCUCGAAGCCACUGCAUGAUUAUUUUGGAUGUGCCUACUGUUGGGGGACGGCUAAUGCUUGUUGAUAUGGCUGGUUCUGAAAACAUUGAGCAAGCUGGCCAAGUUGGAUUUGAGGCCAAAAUGCAGACUGCAAAGAUCAACCAAGGUAAUGUAGCACUGAAGAGAGUGGUUGAAUCUAUUGCUAAUGGUGAUUCACAUGUGCCCUUCAGAGACAGCAAAUUAACAAUGCUUUUGCAGGAUUCUUUUGAGGAUGACAAAUCGAAGAUUCUUAUGAUACUAUGUGCAAGCCCAGACCCAAAGGAGAUACACAAGACAAUUUCCACGCUAGAGUAUGGAGCCAAAGCAAAAUGUAUUGUUCGUGGCCCACAUACGCCAGUGAAGGACAGAUUUGGAGCUGAAGAUUCUUCGGCCGCAGAAAUGUUGGGCUCAAGGAUUGCGGCAAUGGACCAAUUCAUCUGCAAGCUGCAAAUGGAGAACAAGCUCCGAGAAAAAGAGCGCAACGAAGCACACAAAGAGCUCCUUAAGAAGGAACAGGAGGUCGCAUCCCUGAGAACGAAACUCCAGCUAGUGGAAGGGAAAGUAUCUGGCACGAGUGAGGACGAGAUCAACAUGAAGGUGAACGAGCGCAUACAUGUUCUUAAAACCGAGCUGGAAAAGAAAUUAGCUGAAUGUCAGAGAAUGGCUGAUGAGUUUGUAGAAUUGGAGAGGAGGAGAAUGGAGGAGAGGAUACGGCAACAGCAAGAGGAAGUUGAAAUGCUGAGAAGACGGUUAGAGGAAAUAGAGUCUCAGUUGAGGAACGGGAAAGGCAAUGAGAACGGGGCUACGGAUGGUGAAUGGAGUGGCUUUGCUAAGAGGUUGCUGGGAUCAUUUGCGGAUGAGGACCCUGGAAUGGUGAAAUCUAUGGAUUUGGACAUGGGUGAUCAAGACUGUUAUGCACGUGAAGUGAAAUAUGUGGACAACAGAGUCAACCGGUUUGAUAGAAGCAGUAACCUCUCGGACCUUCCCAAUUAUUCAAAUACAAGCACUUCAAAUGAGGUAGCUGCAUACGAUGUUUAUGGGUCAAUGUUCAACGAUAGAGUCUGCUUGAGCACAGUUUUCGAGGAAGAAGAAGAAGUCGAAGAGGAAGAGGGACAUAAAGAGGCUUCGGAUGAAGAAGUAGAGAAAGGAGUGAUAGAGGAAAAGAGGGUGUGCUCGAUAACUUUUCCCCAAGGACUUUCGAGUGAUACAGUGGAACCAUCGAACGAGAAAGAUGUGGCCUCUUCGAGAAGGUUAAGGAUUCAAAAUAUAUUCACACUGUGCGGGAACUAUAGGGAGAUUUCCCAACAAAUUGGAACACCACUAACAGAGAAAAGAGGGUCAGAGAAUGCGGAUCCCCAAACAACUCCCUUCAUCAUGAUUAAAGAAGAUCCGCUUGGGAAGACUCUUACCAAAGAGAUUUUGAAGAAUACACCUGAGUCUGCAGUUGGCAAUCAAAUUCUCUCGGAGGUGAACACAAAAUCCAUAUCACAAAUCCAAAGCCCGGUGCUUUCAACCGAGCCAAAAGAGAUGAAAGUGGCAGACAUCCAGGUGACCAAAAGCCGGGCACCUAUUGACCUAUCACUGGAUUUAAAGGAGAAUUGUGAUCCUUCUAGCGAUGGAUCUGACGAACAAAUAGAGGUAUGUGUGAAGUGGGAAGCAUCGAAGGAAAACACUGGGAACAUUAUCACCACGCUUAAGGUCGUGAAGGACGUUACCCUGGCAGAUUUAAGGAAGCUCAUAGAGAUCUAUCUUGGAGCAGAUAAUCAGGCUUUCACUUUCCUUGUGCUUGGGGAUCCAACUGGCGCCCCAGUUCCAAGGGAAAAGGAAGGAAUGGUGCUGGCAAGCAAGCUUCCUGUGUGGAACAACCAGCUACGCUACCAUCUUGCGUGCUUAAGACCGGCCAAGAGCAUCCAAUGCUUGAACCAUGUCCCUCUAACUCCACUAGAGAACAAACUACCACUUGAUCCAAAUACCCUCUUGACACAAAGAGGCGGGGGUGUUUCAUCGCCAAAGUUAGUACAACGCCUCGGUUCUUCUCCCUUGGUCACGCCUCACUCCAGGUUGAUCUCGUGAUGAUAUGGUACCUAGAGUAGGCAUAUUCUGGAUGUGUAUCUACUGUUGGAAUUGAAGGAACUUGAGAGUAUAUGUGCAUGUAUACUCUUGCUGGAUAAUUGAUGUGGUGAUAAUAUGUUGCAUCUUUUUGUGUAUCCCUUCUAUAUAUGGCAGGAAGCAGCUUCUGCUUUAA
Messenger RNA from Syzygium oleosum, 3118 nucleotides. Its product is annotated as kinesin-like protein KIN-10A. The transcript is spliced from 6 exons. The coding region runs from base 52 to 2946 and encodes 964 amino acids. Gene Ontology annotation, biological process: microtubule-based movement. The record is from RefSeq and is a predicted model, not a curated record. Gene Ontology annotation, cellular component: microtubule; kinesin complex. Gene Ontology annotation, molecular function: ATP hydrolysis activity; ATP binding; microtubule binding. Lineage: Eukaryota; Viridiplantae; Streptophyta; Magnoliopsida; Myrtales; Myrtaceae.